Messenger RNA from Tachysurus fulvidraco (yellow catfish), 4950 nucleotides. It is a transcript of the gene ppp1r3ab, whose product is annotated as protein phosphatase 1, regulatory subunit 3Ab. Lineage: Eukaryota; Metazoa; Chordata; Actinopteri; Siluriformes; Bagridae. Gene Ontology annotation, cellular component: protein phosphatase type 1 complex. Gene Ontology annotation, biological process: regulation of glycogen biosynthetic process. Gene Ontology annotation, molecular function: glycogen binding; protein phosphatase 1 binding. The transcript has 4 exons. The record is from RefSeq and is a predicted model, not a curated record. The coding region runs from base 63 to 4007 and encodes 1314 amino acids.
AUCAGCUGUUGGCCAGACGGUUAGGGAAGUCUCAUUCCGCCACAGUUGGUCCACGCAGUCUGAUGGAACCUGUGGAGGGAGAGCUGCUGGGGCUCAACAUAGGCAGCUCCAACUUGCUGGGCUUGCCAGAGCCUUGCUCCUGGGACAGCGACGAUGAGCUGCUCAGUGUCGGGGGAAUCAAACCCAAAUCAUCCCCUAUUCCAAGGCGCCGAAGCUCAGUGUCUUGCUCUGAUGAUGACUCCCAACCGCCACCGUCCAGCUCACGGAGAGUGUCUUUUGCGGAUGCUUUUGGCAGGAGCUUGGUCUCUGUGAAGCAGUUUGAUACCUGGUCAAUGCGUGAUCCCACAGACCGAUUGGAGGUUGAUCUAAAGAAUGCAAAGGAAUACUUUGUGAAACUACUCUUUGCUCUUCCAGUGACAUUGGAGGAGCUGCUCUAUAGGGUCCAAGAGCAGAAGGUGGAUCUGGAGACUCUGGAGCUUCUCCCUUGUACAACCACACUUAAAGGAACUGUUCGUGUUUUGAACUUGUGUUUUGAUAAGCUGGUCUACAUCCGCACUUCUUUGGACUGCUGGAGCAGCCAUUUUGACCUGCUGGCAGAGUAUGUGCCUGAGCUAAGCCAAGGGAUUACGGACUGUUUCUCUUUCAAGCUAACGCUAGUGCCACCUUUUGGGGAGCAAGGAGCCAGAGUGGACUUUUGCAUUCGAUAUGAAACACCUUUUGGAACUUUCUGGGCAAACAACAGUGGACAGAAUUUUGUUUUGUUUUGUCAUGAAAAGGCAAAAGAACAAGAUGAAAAUGAGAAACUUCUACCAAAAAGUUGUCUGAAACCAAGCAGACAAUGCUCUAUGACCAGCACUACCUCAAAUGAAGAGGAAAUACCAGUUGCUGUUAAUGAACCUGUGGAUGUUAAAGAGGAAAAAACACAGGAAGAGGACAGGAAACUGAAGGAGGAGGAAAACAGCAGAAACUGUAGCAGGAGAAGCAGAAGAAAAGCUUCCCGGAUGGCAAAAAUAGAGCAGUACUUUUCACAAAGUGAUGAAAAUUGCCUCCAACAGACAGAGAAAGACACUGAUGGAAUGUAUGCCCCUGUUCCAGCAAUAGAUGAGGCAGCUUUAAACCUGUCAACACCACAAACAAAUGUCACCUCUUUGCUGACUGAGCCUAGAAACACUGAAAGACAGAAAUCCCCAGCAGGUUCCAUGGACGUAGACAGAAACCAGGUACCUGCUACACAAUCUCAACAACAGGAAAUAGACAAUUUUCCAGUAAUUGACCCUGAUUUAAUCAAUUCCAAAUCCCAGACUAGGCAACCUGCCUCGGACAGUGUAAACAGUCAUAAAUCCGGGGUAGUCUCACAGCUGUUGGAGAACAGCCAAGAUAAAGAGACAGUUACAAUCCAGAAUGUUUCACCUAAGUGCCAAAUGGCAGACAAAUCUAUUGGUAAAACUGUCGAAAAGGCAUGGGAAUGCUUUGAAAAAUGUGCUAUGACAAAAAUGGGGAGUACUACAAACACGAACAGAGUACACAAUACAAAUCAGAUGGACAACAUGGUUUUAGAGGAUAACCAAGGCUCUCAGUCAUUUGGUCAUCACUACACAUUUGGAACAAUAGUGGCUCCACUUUACCAUCAGGUUUUUGAGAGAAUGGAAAAUGACAGAAGAAAGGUUAAGGUUGACGAGUCAGCUGGGAAACUAGACCAUAGGAGACCGAGAGUAGUCACGUACCCAAGUGUAGAGACAAGGUCAAAUCCAGAAAUAUCAGCAAAACCCAUGAGCGAAGAUAAUCAUCAUGGGGCCGGCAAAGAAACAUUUGGAGAAAGUUUACAAGCAGUUUUGCCUUUAGAGAAUCAACAUUCAUCAGACAGACAGAAUUCAGUUUUCUGGGAAGAAUACACUACUGAACAGACAGAACAAAUACCGGAAAUGAUUCUUUUACAAAGUGGACAUUCGGACGAUACAGAAUUUUCACUAGACAACAAGCUUUCUGAUGGUGGAUAUGCACUACACAUUAUACAGCAAGAGCAGACUUGUACAGAUACUGCAGUUUUACCUACACAGUCUGAAGUAGAUAUAACAGCUGCCAAGCCCUCACCAGCUAAAACUUCUAAAAAUGCACAAUCUGAGGACAGAUCAGUCACCCAGAUAUCUUUGGAAACUCAAAUUAGCCAUGAGAUUGAUGGAAUGAAGGACCAGGAAGCCCAAACAUCAGAGCGAACCUUGAAUACUCACAUCAGUGGCCUAGAUGAAAGCUAUACUCCCUUGCCUCACUCUACUUUGUUCAAUUCUGACAUUUCAACAAAUGUCACACCUAAAAGUAUCCAAAGUGCAGUUUUAACAACUUCGCAGGAUCUGACCCAAGCGAGCAUCCAAACCCAGAUUCCAGCCACUACAUUUUUUACUAAAAGCCUAGAGGUGACUGCUACAGCUCCUCAUCUCCAAACUAUACAUGACAAAAAUCUGAUCAUAGAAACAACUCAAAUGUGUCAAAACGGUGAAAGUUCUCAGCAUGUUGGAUCUAAGAUGGAAUCAAAUCCAAGUGAUAGAAAUGAUUGUGCUGAUAGAUGUGAAAACAUGACAAAUGACACUGAAACAGAAAUAUUACAAAUGAAUCUAGAAGAGACAGAUGUAGAUGUCUGCCAAAUCAAUAAAAAUAAAGAACACCAAAUUGCAAUUUUAAAUUUUCCUGAUGCGGGUAUUGAAUUUGAUGAGCUUUUGGGUAAAGACAUGGCAAUGUCUUACAUUCGUAGCAGUCCUGACAAUCCUGAGAAUGCUUCACAAGAAGGAGUUGAAAAAGAAAACACCUGGGUGAAGAAUCCUGUUAAAAAUGAAGAAGAAGAAUUAACAUACAUGACAGAAAAACAAUCAGAGGAAGUAAAGGAAAUAAGGGAAGAAGAAAAAGAAGAAGAAGAAGAAAAAGAAGAAGAAAAACAAAAACAAGACAAACAAGAAGAUCAAGUAGUAAAGGUAGAACAGGAAAAUGAUACGAAGGAUUAUGAGAAAUUUAAAGGUGGCUCAAACAACUCAAAGAAUGAUGAAGAAGAGGUAAAGAAGUAUGACAAAGAAAAAGAUGCAGAGCCAAGAAGAAAUGAAGUGAAAUGGGAGGAUAAAAAACAUGCUGAGGCACAGAUUGAGACGCAGAAGACAGUCAACAGAGUCAUGUCUGUGGCUAUACUACAAAGCAUCACUGCUAUAGACUCUUUCAUUAAGGAGAUUCACCUUGAUGUGGGAAACAAGCAGCAAAACACAGGUUUGGAACAGACUUCUGAGGAACCAUUAAGUGAAAGGCACACAGUUGGGGGAGAAGAAGAGAUUUUCUGUGAAACUAAUUCAAUAAGGCAAACUCUGAAAGUAAACCUGGAUGUAGCAUUCAGUGCCAGAGCUGAAGAGAUAGAAAAUGAUUCAAAAUUUGUUGAGAGAGAGGAAGACGCGUGCCGCCAAAUAGACAAAGAUCAUGUGGCAGAAGAUCCUGUUGUUGAGGUUGACACAUUGCUGGAGAAGCGGGACAGGGACUGCUUAAAUGAGAGUGAGAACAUAGACGACAGCACCUCCACAGAAUCUCUAACAGAUGAUGAAAUGGAGCUCUAUCUCCACAGACUGAAAAACACACAGCAGACAGGACUCAAAGAUACCAUACCCAUGGGUAAGAGGCACUCCAUAAGCAGAACAUGGACAAUACCAUCACCCAUGCCUCCAAUUGCAGAAUACAUGGAUGAGGACCAGCCAAAUGCUUUGCUGGAUGACCUGAUACCUGAGAAUAACACAGAACAAGAGCGAGACGCUCUACUUCAAUUGGACAAAGAGAAGAAAGUCAUUGAAUCAAAUUCGUUAUGGUGGAGAGAGUUCUUCUCCUUUGACAAUAUGACAAAAAUGAUUGUGUACACCCUUUUGUUUGUUGUUUUUUUAAUAACCGCUUAUUUUUGUGACUUCAUUGCAUGUUUGGGGCUCUACUUGAUUGCCCUGUAUUGGCUUUACUUUCAAGUACAGAGAGAACCUUUAAAAGGCACUUGAUCCAACAACACUAAAAUGACUAUUAUUGGUUUGUAAAUGAUAUUUUUCCAAUUGUGGUCCAUUACUUCUUUUUCAGCUCUAUUGUGUGUUAGCUAUGUUGAAUCAAAGGUCUCUUUCGAUAUGACAUGGGAAAUUACAGCAGAUUUGUAUAUGUAGCCAGUUUGUUAAAUGUGAACAAUGUUUUUUAAUGUGUUAUGUUUCCUGCCAUGGUCUUGCCUACAUGACUGCCUGGUGUGAGCAAAUGAACAACUAUUCCAAUUUGUCUUGCCUAAGACAAAAAUAAUCCAGCCUCCUCCCAUAGCAGAUAAACUAACUGACCUUUACAAUACAGUGGCACUAAAGCCUUCUUCCAUAAAUAAAUGUUUUGCCAUGUCAGUUAGAUGACACGUUUUUUUUUUGUUAAACAACAGAAUUUUAUUUACUUAAUUAACCUCAGAUUAUGUUAAGUGUCCACAAUACAAGUCGCUGUGAAUGACCUGUCAGCUUAGAAAAAAAAAAGUAUUACAAGUGCAUUAAUAUAAACAUAUAAAGUGCCUAAAUUCAGCAGUCCUGUUAGAGCUGCUUGUACAGUAUAAGAAAUUAAUAAACACCUUGUGACAGUCCAAUCAGAUUCUCAAAUUCAGCAGUGAUUUGAUAUAAUAAAACAAACCAUGAUGUCAUCUAUAUUAACAUCCAUUAACAAUGAUCCAAACAACUGUUACAUUUAAGUCUUCGAACAUGGACCGCAUGGCGUGCAUCAUUGUUAACAUGUGCUUUGUGCAUGUUGAAUAGAUGUACAUACUGUAUAUGUGUGUUUGUUUUCUGUGCUGACAUUUAUGUGUUAUGAUUCUUAGAGCUGUUAUCAGAGCGGUUUAAAUAAGUAUAGCAAUUCCAUAUGUAUGUGCAUCAUACGUCUAUAACUGAUUAAUAAAUUCAAGCAACUAAGACAAAGUUUAAAGGUUUG